This is a messenger RNA of Anoplopoma fimbria (sablefish), 1977 nucleotides long. RefSeq names its product ADP-ribosylation factor 1 (gene arf1). The transcript has 5 exons. The coding region runs from base 119 to 661 and encodes 180 amino acids. Gene Ontology annotation, biological process: intracellular protein transport; vesicle-mediated transport. Gene Ontology annotation, cellular component: plasma membrane; cytoplasm. The record is from RefSeq and is a predicted model, not a curated record. NCBI's taxonomy places the organism in Eukaryota, Metazoa, Chordata, Actinopteri, Perciformes, Anoplopomatidae. Gene Ontology annotation, molecular function: GTPase activity; GTP binding.
CUCUGACGUGUAACAUUGUUUCCAUUUUCUUGAGGAAGGAAACGCCUUUGACAAGGAAGGAAAUAUCAGCUCUGUUUUUUUUUUCUUUAGCCAAAGUAGGACCCCAUCACCAGCCGCUAUGGGGAAUGUGUUUGGAAACCUCUUUAAGAGCUUCUUUGGGAAGAAGGAGAUGAGGAUCCUUAUGGUGGGUCUCGAUGCAGCUGGAAAGACGACUAUUUUGUACAAGCUGAAACUUGGAGAGAUUGUGACUACCAUUCCCACAAUAGGUUUUAAUGUGGAGACUUUAGAAUACAAAAACAUCAGUUUCACAGUGUGGGAUGUUGGGGGUCAGGACAAAAUUCGACCGCUGUGGCGUCACUACUUCCAGAAUACACAGGGUCUCAUAUUUGUUAUUGACAGCAAUGACAGAGAGCGAAUUUCGGAGGCUCGUGAAGAGCUCUCUAGAAUGUUGGGUGAGGACGAGUUGCGUGAUGCCGUGAUAUUAGUGUUUGCAAACAAACAAGACCUUCCAAACGCCAUGAAUGCAGCAGAGCUCACAGACAAGUUGGGUCUUCACAGCCUACACACCAGGCAAUGGUACAUCCAGGCAACCUGUGCCACCACUGGUGAUGGCCUAUACGAAGGACUGGAUUGGUUGUCUAAUGAGCUCAAAAAACAUUAAUCACCGGCUAACCACUCAAUCUCAGACCAUACUCCCUACUCUUAAAGUUUUCCAAAUCUGAGUAACCCUCUCCAAAAGAGGAAACUGCAAGUUGCCCUUACCUCCGCAGUUAUUGUCAUAAACAUACAGGCCAGUGGUGGAAGUGAUCUAUUCUUGUAAAGCUGUUGGGGUUUUAUUAUUUUUAUUUUAUGUAACUGUAAAUAUACCUGGUAAUGGGGCAGCUUAUUGCAUUCUACAAACCCAUUCGUGGUUAUUCCUCUUUUGGGCUGAUGGGCAGCCAUGUGUGCAUUGAAUAAGAAAAAGGGAGGUAAAGAAUAAGAGUUAACAGCACGAUCACCCAGGACCUCAAUGCAAUCUGAUGACGUAUUGUCUGGUCACACGUACUGUAGCGGCGGACAGCCUUUUGAUUUAAAGAACUGACUUAAACACUGAUGCACUACCUGCAGCCACUGUGGUUACUUCAACAAGUGACUACAUGUACCAUUACCCCCCCCCCAACAAAAUUCCCCUUUAGUAAAUAUACCAGCUUUUGUUAAACAGUAAGUUAAACUGAGAAAUGCUGAAAACAAUCUCACAUCUACCUGCUUCAUGGUUGUUUGAUGUUGAGACAGCAUUGGGUUUUUGUAUUUCUGAGUCUCAGGUUUCUCAUGUGCUGCCUUUGCAAUAUACGUGUUAGCAAAACUGCAUGAUGGUCUUUAGGGUCAUGCAUAUUCACUGGGUGUUUUACAUUGUUGGGCUGCACAGGAACUAUUACUUCACUGAGUAAUUAUUUCAACAGCCCUAUACUGUAACGCGAGUGUACUGCGUUCGUUAGUUGCGACUACAGAAGUCGUACACUAAAAUGGCCCUUCUGUCUUCACUAAAACUCUUUUUUUUUUUUUUUUAAUUAAUUACCAAAAUCUGAUAAAUGGCGUUUUGAAGGCAAUACAAAAUCAGUUGCAGCUACAUGAUUGAUGUAGUGACAGUAUUGUUUCCUUUGCAGACUAUUGUGCUUGGGGUAAACGAGAAGCCCAACAUAUGCCUUCUCAUCCAAGACACAUGUUGCCUUUUAAUUUUCCAGCUUCUUUUUUUUGGAAAGGUGUGGGUGUUUCCUUUACUGCUCUGAACAUGUCUUUAAGGUGAAUCAAACAGUUUUUUUUAUUUAUAACUGCCUUAAAUUGUGAGAACUAUGUUAAUCCUUUACUUAAUUCUGUGUUUUUUUUUUUAAUGUAAAGCUUUUGUUUUGUGAGGAAAAAGCACUGUAAUUAAAUUGACUGGAUACAUUUUUUUCUGCAACUGAUUUUCAUUUUUACACUCUAUGCAAUAAAACUGCUGAA